AUGUCUCAGGUAGCCCUUGAACCGAUUUACCCACCAGCGAACGCGGACUAUAUCCCGACGGACAAUCUCUUUGCAUAUCUCUUUCACAACCAACAAGUCUGGCGUCGUAUUCCUCCCUCGGACGAUAGGGUCGUCUUCCACGAACCCAUUACCUCCCAAGAUCUUACAUAUGGCCGCUUACGAGACGACAGCCUCCGAUUUGUGCACUCGCUUUCCAAGCUAGUUGUCAACGUGCCACCCAAGGAUGACUUUGGAGUUCCAGGCGCUAUUGUAGGCCCAGUUGUGAUGAUCCACCUCCCAAAUUGCUGUGCCUUUCCCGUCAUCUUCUUGGGCGGUGUUGCAACAAAUUGUACGAUGAAUCUUGUCAGUCCUGCUCUCGGUCCAAAUGAGCUUGUGCAUGUUAUGGAACUCGUCCAUCCAGACGUGGUCUUCACACAGCCCGGGGAGCUUGGGGAGGAAACACUGGAAAAAGCUUUCAACCUUCUUCCGGGAAGUCCGAUAAAGCCGAAGAUUUUUACUGUCGAUGUCCUCCAGUAUCCAUCCAAUUGCUCCCCUUCCGAUCUGCCUGCGAACAAUUGGUUGACCCUUCUGAACACGAGCGCCAGUUCGCAGGUUGCCCCAAUGGUCAGCCCGGGCUUUCCAACUUCCACGAUGAAGCUGACGCGAAAACACAGGAUGCUCAUGAGCAAUCCCAUCGCGUUGCAUGUGUUCUGUGGUCCUCAGGCACCACCGGCGAAAGCAAGGGGGUUAUGCAUUCUCAUCGGUCUCUUGUCACUACCAAUGUGCUGUGGCAAAAGUAUGCUUAUUACCAAAGAAACGAUGCUGUACGUGCUCGUUUUGAAUCUCGCGUCGCUCAUUGGCACUGAAUCCGGUCAGGUUUGGAUCGGCCUGCCCCCAUUUUAUCAUAUCAUGGGCCUACAGACGGUGAUGCUUCUAGCUGUACAAUACAGCACCAAAGUAGUCAUCAUGCGCAAAUUCGACCUUGAGGCCUACCUCCGUAACAUUGUCAGGCACCGGGUGACAUAUCUGAACCUUGCGCCACCCCUGGCGCUAGCAUUAACCAAGACACCGCUGUUGGACGAACCCUGGUGUGAUAUCUCUUCUGUUCGAUCGGCAGGAUGUGGGGCAGCUCCGCUCGGUGCGGACAUCAUUCGAGAGUUUCAUCGCCGAACAGGAAAGCUAAUCCUGAUGGGGUACGGGCUAUCGGAAACGGGAUGUUUUACUCAUCGUCCCGACCCAUCCUGGCAAACGGUUGAAAAAAGUCUGGGAUUUUCCGGCCGAGUGAUGCCUGACGUAGAAAUCCAGAUCCGAGACGAGGCCGGUAAUCCCGUACCAAAUGGAAAGCCGGGCGAGAUCAUGAUGCGAUCGAACUUGCAGAUGCUGGGAUAUGUCCGAAACCCGAAAGCAAACGCAGAGACUUUUGCCAAGGACGGUUUCGUACAUACAGGGGAUAUUGGCAUUUUGACCGAUGAUAGGUUUAUCAAGAUUGUAGACCGGAUAAAGGACGUGAUUAAGUACAACGGGUUCCAAGUGUCUCCAGUGGAAUUAGACGCAGUGAUCGGUGCACUGCCUUCCGUCCUCGAUGUCGGCACAACCUCAAUCUACUCGGAACAGCAAGCAUCCGAGCUACCAAUUGCAUACGUUGUCCCUCGCUCUCUAGAACUGCUGGCAGCAGUGAAGCGUGGCGACAAGAACCAUCCCGGUCUGAAGCCUUUUGCCAAAGAGGUAUACAAUACUGUUGAAAGCCAGUGCGCAUAUUACAAGUGGCUAAGAGGAGGCGUUGUUUUGUGCGAGGCAAUCACUAAAUCACUGACGGGAAAGAUCAUGCGGAGACAGUUGAAGGACAUAUCUGGGAUCCAUGUGCCAUUUAAGAACCGACCUGAUGUGAGAGCCAGGUUAUAG
Messenger RNA from Dacryopinax primogenitus, 1902 nucleotides. Its product is annotated as acetyl-CoA synthetase-like protein. Gene Ontology annotation, molecular function: CoA-ligase activity. The coding region runs from base 1 to 1902 and encodes 633 amino acids. Gene Ontology annotation, biological process: secondary metabolic process. NCBI's taxonomy places the organism in Eukaryota, Fungi, Basidiomycota, Dacrymycetes, Dacrymycetales, Dacrymycetaceae. The record is from RefSeq and is a predicted model, not a curated record. The transcript has 8 exons.